ACCGCCUGGCUCACCUUCUACAACAUCGCCAUGACGGCCGGGUAGGUGGUCGCUGGCGCUGGCGACCCGCUGGAAUGAAUGGAGCGCCGCUCGCGUGUCCAAAUAGGGCCGAACUCGAACGGAGGGUGUGAAGUGUGAAGGGCCGCUGGUCUGGUUGGUCCUGGCCAUGACGAUGAUGCGCUUCUACAUGCAGAAAGGAACACACAAGGGCCUCUACAGAAGUAUAGCCAGGACGCUCAAGUUCUUCCAGACGUUUGCGUUAGUCGAGGUGGGACACUGCGCUGUUGGCUUGGUUCGGACGUCUGUGAUCGUCACUGGGGUGCAAGUCAGCUCGCGUAUCUUCAUGGUGUGGUUUGUCACCAACAGCAUCCGACAGAUCCAAAACGAACAAAGCGUUAUACUCUUCCUGGUAGUAUGGACGCUGACUGAAAUCACCAGAUAUUCCUACUACACUUUCAACCUACUCCACCACCUGCCGUACUUCAUCAAGUGGGCCAGAUACACUUUGUUCAUCGUACUGUAUCCGCUGGGCGUGUUGGGCGAGCUGCUGACCAUUUACUCUGCGCUGCCUUUUGUUCGUCGCUCGGGCAUGUACUCCAUGAGGCUCCCCAAUAAGUACAACGUGUCCUUCGACUACUACUACUGCCUGGUGAUCAUCAUGCUGUCUUACAUCCCAUUGUUCCCUCAGCUAUUCUUCCACAUGCUACGGCAGAGAAGAAGGGUGCUCCACGGCGAGGUCAUCGUGGAGAAGGAUGACUAGUUGCCCACGCCACAAAUCUGAAACAAGUCUAGGAGGAUGCAGAAUUUCUUGAGGGUUUAAAGCCGGACGUGGAUUAUAUCAGUGUCCCAACUAAUUGACAAGAAAACAGGAACGCUCAAAUCACAACAAAUCCCCACGUAGACAACGCUUUAUAUAUGUUUGAGGGAAAACUUAAACGUUUCGUCUCGUUUAUUGACGAUGUUUACUUGUAAAGUACAGUGUGUGUGUGAGCGCAGCUACUUCAAUUCCCUGCGAACAAAAAGGUGCUAUGGUGAAACUGUUGAUUGAUGUUCAAUCAAUUUGUUUGCUUAUAGGAACAAGGGGCGGCAAUUCAAAGGGGCGAGUGGGUGGAAGCUGUAGAAAUGUGAACUCAUGUGGAAUAAAAUUCAAUAAAC
Corythoichthys intestinalis (scribbled pipefish) is the source of this 1155-nucleotide messenger RNA. RefSeq names its product 3-hydroxyacyl-CoA dehydratase 1 (gene hacd1). The record is from RefSeq and is a predicted model, not a curated record. NCBI's taxonomy places the organism in Eukaryota, Metazoa, Chordata, Actinopteri, Syngnathiformes, Syngnathidae. Gene Ontology annotation, cellular component: endoplasmic reticulum membrane. The transcript is spliced from 7 exons. The coding region runs from base 167 to 760 and encodes 197 amino acids. Gene Ontology annotation, biological process: sphingolipid biosynthetic process; very long-chain fatty acid biosynthetic process; fatty acid elongation. Gene Ontology annotation, molecular function: 3-hydroxyacyl-CoA dehydratase activity.